UUGCUAGGGUAUAAAUUGCAGCAGAAGCGCCUGGUAGAGGGUUUUAGGGCGUAAAAGAAGAAACGUAGCCGUAGAAGAGGGCUCUUUUUCGGGCGACCAAACUUUUAUCUUGCUAAGAAAAUCUUUCCAAAGGUACGCGGAUUUACAGACUCCCCCAGAUCCCCUCAACCAAACCCUAGGUUCUUCUUCUCAUUCUCCAUCACUGCCCGCUUCGUCUCUUGCCGAGAAGCUGCUUUCACUUCCCCGAUUCACUGUUCCUGUUCCCGGUUGCUGUGAAUUCGUCUCUUCGUCAGUCUCGCUGACGAUUCGUGAUGUUGUGUUUUUCACUGUGUUCGCAGAUGGAUCGGUACCAGAGAGUUGAGAAGCCGAGAGCUGAGACUCCUAUCGAUGAGAACGAGAUUCGAAUUACUAGCCAGGGAAGGAUGCGCAGCUAUAUCUCCUACGCCAUGAGCCUGCUUCAAGAGAAAGGUGCAGAUGAAAUUGUAUUCAAGGCAAUGGGAAGGGCCAUCAAUAAGACCGUGACCAUAGUGGAACUUAUCAAGAGGAGGAUCGUUGGUCUUCAUCAAAUCACAUCAAUUGGGUCCACUGAUAUAACAGAUACUUGGGAGCCCCUCGAGGAAGGACUUCUUCCUUUGGAGACUACAAGGCAUGUGUCAAUGAUUACAAUAACGCUCUCCAAGAAGGAAUUGGAUACAGCUUCUGUUGGGUAUCAGCCCCCAUUACCUGAAGACCAGGUGAAAGCCUCAACAGAUUAUGAAUAUGAAGGAGGAGAGGGAUCUCCUAAUGGCCGAGGGAGAGGUCGUGGUGGCAGGGGAAGGUCAAGGGGCAGAGGGAAUGGAUAUGUGUCUGGUGAGUACGAAGAUGGUGGUUGGGACCAACAAGGCUAUUCCAGGGGCAGGGGUAGGGGUCGGGGUAGAGGACGUGGCGGAUUCCGCGGCCGUGGUAGAGGUGCCUAUAAUGGUCCUCCUCCUGCUGAACCACAACAGGAAGAUGGUGGCUUCUAUGAUGCUCCUCCUCAAGCCCGCGGGCGUGGCCGUGGGAGAGGUGGAUACCGUGGAAGGGGCCGUGGUGGAGGUAGAUCGAAUGGACCAGCAAUCCAGGCGGCUGCUUGAUAAUGAGACGUUACGGUCUUCAACUGGGAUUCUGGUCUCCCUCUUGAAUGCAGUUUUCUUCUCCUGGCAAUGUUUUUAUCAGCUCGUUAUUAUCCGCUUUUUGUUUGUUCUUUCCAAAAUUUUGGGAUUCUGUCGCGCGCUUGUUUGCCGGUUUGGUGGCAAGUUAGGGAUUCUCUGUGUUUAACUGUUAGGACAUUUUCUUCCCAUAUAUGUGUAACCACAGUUUAGACUAAUCCUUUGUAGUCUUGAAAUUUGUUGUGUUUUAGGUCGUUUUAGAUUGUGGUUGAACAAAUAACACUGUAACAAUCUCCCUUUUUAAGUUGUUACGGUAAGCAUUCUUUUAUU
Molecule: messenger RNA, 1457 nt
Organism: Linum tenue
Lineage: Eukaryota; Viridiplantae; Streptophyta; Magnoliopsida; Malpighiales; Linaceae
Source: the annotation of a GenBank genome assembly